UCACUUCAAUUAACUAAGGGCAAGUCAGCAGCAGCAUCUGGCUGCAACUUUUAGCUAGACCUAGUGAAAUCAUAUUUAUUUUUUAUCUCCAUCUGAAACAAUGCAGUCCGAUUCGCUGUUGCACGUCGCUAAUUUCAGCACCCUGUUUCUGUGCAUGGUGCUCAAGUUCCCUCAGAUCUUUGUUCUGAUGAGAGCAAAGUCAACGACUGGAGUCAGCCUAAACAGUCUGCUGCUCGAGUUAACCGGGUUCAUUGUGUUUGUAACAUAUCAGAUGUACUAUGACUACCCGCCUCCAACAUACCUGGAGUAUCCCAUCCUCAUUGCUCAAGAUGUCAUUCUUCUUCUCCUGAUCCUUCACUACAACGGCAGCCUGCGGCAAAGCCUUGUCUACGCCUUGGUGUUUGUCGGAGGUUGGAGACUCCUCACUCUGGACAAGUGGAUCAUAGAUCUGGCGAUGAGCCUAUGCACAUUCAUCAGCGCCGGCAGUAAGUUUGCCCAGCUGCAGUGCCUGUGGAGGUCUAAGGACGCUGGACAGGUUAGCGCCCUCUCCUGGGGAAUGGCUACCUACACUUGUAUGGCGCGGAUCUAUACCACCACAGUGACGACUGGAGACAUGCAGGUUCUGGUGCGCUUCAUCGCCAUGACUCUGCUCAACAUGUGGGUGCUGCUCACGGUGCUCUACUACCAGAGGAACAGCAGCAGGACCAAGAAGGAUGAAUAAGCUUUAAAGCUGUGUUGCUGUCCAGCUGUUCUGUGUCUUCCUGCUCCGUUUACCAGAGAGAUCCCGGUCCGGUUCCUCUCCUCACAGAAAGCAUGGGAAACAAAACAGAUAAAUAUUAACGGUUAUGUAAGAAGCUUUUGUAAUACUGACCCAUAAAAUGUACUUUUUAUGAUGUUUUUACCUCAGUGUUAAACCGGCACGUUUCUCUUUAUACCAUUCCAAUGAGUCAACGAGAAUAAUGUAAUUCAUACUGUAUGAGACAAAGAUGUAUUAUUAGAUAAACCAGCACGAGCCAAGAUAUCUGAGGUCACUCUACUCAGGUUAAGAAAGACUGAAUUUUAAUGUUUUUAUGAGUGUUAACUUCUGUUUUGAAUUAUUUUAAUAAAGCAAACAUUGUACCUUCAAA
Notolabrus celidotus (New Zealand spotty) is the source of this 1127-nucleotide messenger RNA. RefSeq names its product solute carrier family 66 member 3 (gene slc66a3). Bases 101 to 721 code for a protein of 206 amino acids. The transcript has 7 exons. The record is from RefSeq and is a predicted model, not a curated record. Lineage: Eukaryota; Metazoa; Chordata; Actinopteri; Labriformes; Labridae.